Ostrea edulis (European flat oyster) is the source of this 3172-nucleotide messenger RNA. Its product is annotated as bestrophin-4-like. Lineage: Eukaryota; Metazoa; Mollusca; Bivalvia; Ostreida; Ostreidae. The transcript has 14 exons. Gene Ontology annotation, molecular function: chloride channel activity. The record is from RefSeq and is a predicted model, not a curated record. The coding region runs from base 330 to 2582 and encodes 750 amino acids.
ACAAGAAAUGGUGCCAGUUUCAGAUGAGGGAUGCAUGAGUAGGCGACAAUUAAUGACGUAGAUCUGUCACUGUUUAAUUGCUACCUAGAUAUUAAUUAGGUCAAACAACGAAGCAACCCGAAGGAAAUGUUCCGUCUGUACAUGCCUUGUUUUGACGUUUUUCAACAAUCACGAUUUCUCUCUUUAGAUCUAAGACGGUCGUAGGUUGGGAUUUUUUUCUUUUUUUCGGAAACUUUACAGUCAUACCGUGAGUCGAUCGCUGAGAAGUAAAGAACUAAAUUACCCAGAACGAUUAAUAGUCACGUGACAUUGGUAGCUGUACCUUCACCAUGACGAUAACUUACCAGUAUCGGGUGGCUAACACAACUCUGGGAGGCUUUGUCAAACUUCUGGGAAUGUGGAAAGGAAGCGUCUACAAACUCGUAUAUAAAGAAAUCAUCAUCUUUUCCUGUCUGUAUGCCGCCAUUAGUCUCACUUAUAGGCUAGCACUCAAUGAGGAACAGAGAGUAGUGUUUGAGAGCAUCGUUCUUCACUGUAACAACUUCACCAGUCUCAUACCUGUGUCGUUUGUCCUGGGCUUCUACGUCACAAUGGUCAUCGGCAGAUGGUGGCAGCAAUUCAUUAACGUACCGUGGCCCGACAGGACUCUGUAUCUGAUGUGCUGCUAUCUCCAAGGCAAAGAGGAAAAGCCCCGGAUUCUCCGCAGAACAGUUGCCCGAUAUAUGCUGUUUGGUCUCAUUCUGAUCUGUAGGUCCAUCAGUGUAGCCGUCAUGAAGAGGUUUCCAACUCUAGACCAUAUUGUCGAGGCAGGUUUUAUCACGAGCGAGGAAGCCAUGCUAUAUGAAAAGGUAGAUUGUAAAUACAACAAAUUCUGGGUGCCGCUCAUGUGGGCAAAUGCAGUUUUGUCACACGCACGACGAGAAGGCCACAUCAAAACUGACUGGGGACUUAGAAUGGUUAUUGAGUCAAUCGCCGAUUUCCGGGACAGGUGCUCGCUGUGUUUUGUUUACGACUGGAUAACAAUUCCGCUGGUCUACACCCAGGUUGUCACGCUUGCAGUCCAUACGUUCUUCCUUACGUGCUUGAUAGCGCGCCAAUUCCUAGAUCCCGCCAAACGUUAUCCAAACUACGAGUACGAUAUGUACGUUCCCGUAUUCACUCUUCUGGAGUUCUUUUUCUACAUGGGUUGGUUGAAGGUUGCAGAACAAUUGAUCAAUCCUUUUGGUGAAGACGAUGACGAUUAUGAUAUCAACUGGCUCUUGGAUCGACACUGGGCGGUUGCUGUCACACUCGUUGAUGAAAUGUGUGGCGAUUUCCCGCCACUAAUAAAAGAUCUGCAUUUCGAUGAAGGAGCAACGGAUUUACCGUACACUAACGCCUCUCUAGCAUCCAAGAAACCAAUCUUCCUGGGAUCUUCUUAUAACUUAACGUGUCCUCCUCUUCACGACCAGCGCAUCAUCCAUCCUGACGAGAUGGUAGACUAUAACGACAAUCGCCAUUCCGUAUUCCAUCGCAUCGGCAACAGCUUUGCGGGAUCCAUGCUCAGCCUUGUAACGGGAAGACAGUCUUACUCUCAAUCCAAUUAUGGAGAUCAACUCAGCGUUCCAUCUGAGCAUUACUCGGCCAAUCUUAAUCAGCACAUGGACCAUCUUCAUUACACUGGGGAUCAGACAAAGACGAGAACUCACUCAGUUAUAGGAUCCACGAACAAACCACGGCGGAAGAUUUCAUUUGAGGUGUCAGACGCGCGGCGAGGUUCUGCCUGGUCAUCAGACACUCGUUUGAAUAAGCCAGAUUCGGAUUGGGAGGCAAGAGCACGUGCCAAUACAACUGGCAAUGAUCCAGAAGAUGUUCCUGUCGACAAAACAGAAAGAAAGAGAAAAAGAAGUUUCCCACUCAGCUUUUUGUUCAAAUUGGCUGACUCCAGGAAGAAUUCAUCAAGCUCCCUUGGUUCUUCGAAAACGGUGAAAUUACGUGACUGCAAUGAGGUGGAACAAGACUCAACGCCUGAGUACGUUCCUCUGAGGAGGGCCACGACUAUUGGUCCAUUGGCGAAGAAUAAAUCUGUCGAUAACAAAAUCAAUGAGAGGAGGAGGAAGAAGAGUGCGCCUCUGUCGUUCGUGUGGAAUCAGUUUGAGAAUGAUAUGGUUAAAAACAAUUCCAUGGAUUCCCUUCCAACCAAGCUCGAUAGUCCAGCCACCAGGCACAAAGCCUCAAGACUGCGAAGGAGAAUGUCCCUAGACAGCAAAUUAUUCACCAUAGAACAGGUAUCAGACGAUGUUCCUUUAGAUGAAGAAUUAACCUUGGUUCAUCAUAGAAAUGCUCAGAAAAUCAAAGAUUCAAUGAGUGGGAAAAAUAUUUCUCGCGCUCCUAAUCUGUCUGCCAUUGAGGAGGGCGGGACAAUCACCAGCAUCACGCAGAUUUUACCGGAAGAUGAAGUUCCACAGACUCCUGAUGUUAUAGAAGAGGAACUGGAAGAGGAUGUGCCGACCGAGAUUCAUGUGGACGAUAACAAGAAUUCUGAAGAGACAACUCCCCUCCUAAAUAGACCUAUUCCAUCCAUUGUAAUAGAAGAAUGGUGACUGUAGUGCAAAAGAGAUCACCUGUCAUUUAACUCGCGUAACUACAAGCAUCUGGUGUGGAUAGUGCAAUACAUUUACAUACAGUUUAUAAAGUUCCUUGUUGAAAUUUUGUCAUUACACCACCACACAUUACAGUCAUGAUUUUAUUGUGGGUUUUUUUUCCUUUGCAGUUUUGUCCACUUUUACUAGAUCUGCUAUUGAUAGAACUGAUGAAAUAUUGAAUUUUUAUAUAUAUUAUAUUAUUUUGUCAUGUUAGAGUGAUCAUAUAUAUAGAUAGAUAAAUAAUAAUUUUAUUUUCACAAUAAUUGGUAAGCUUCUGAAGACUUCAAAUGAAAGCGCUAAAGCUUUACUAAACGUCUUCAUGUAUCUUUUUUAUUUUUACCUAUACAUGUUUAUAUAUAUGUCACGGAAAUAGCAAUGAACUCUUAAAUGAAAUUAACUGCCCCAAGUGAAAAAAAUAUUUAAUAUAAAGCACAGAAAAUAUAUAUGUAUCCUUAGGAUAACCAUUAUAAUGAAAAUGACAUGCAAUAUAAGUAAUGUAUUUCAUUGACUGUUGAUUCUCAGCUGAAUAAUAAAUUUGUUGGAUACUC